This is a messenger RNA of Argentina anserina (silverweed cinquefoil), 4534 nucleotides long. RefSeq lists its product as uncharacterized. The record is from RefSeq and is a predicted model, not a curated record. The transcript has 21 exons. Gene Ontology annotation, molecular function: protein binding. NCBI's taxonomy places the organism in Eukaryota, Viridiplantae, Streptophyta, Magnoliopsida, Rosales, Rosaceae. The coding region runs from base 169 to 4449 and encodes 1426 amino acids.
GACCUCCCCGAUCUGGUCAUAAUAAGCAGAGAGAAGAGCAAUCUGGCAUUUCAAAUUUUGGCUACAAAAAUCUUCAUCUCUGCUCCUCCCAUCUCUCCGUUUAGGUCAUAAUGCGUUGCUGAUCUGAAACCCAUUCACUAAUCGAGUUCCGAUCCAAAAUUCCGAUCAAUGUUGCGGUUAAAAGCAUUCCGUCCGUCGAACGAGAAGAUCGUCAAGAUUCAGUUGCAUCCCACGCAUCCAUGGCUCGUCAGCGCCGACGCCUCCGAUCACGUCUCCGUUUGGAACUGGGAACACCGCCAGGUGAUUUACGAGCUCAAAGCCGGCGGCGUCGACCACCGACGCUUGGUCGGAGCCAAGCUGGAGAAGCUCGCCGAGGGUGAAACAGACUCCAAGGGGAAACCUACUGAAGCCAUGCGUGGUGGGAGUGUUAAGCAGGUAAACUUUUACGAUGAUGACGUGCGCUUUUGGCAACUUUGGCGCAACCGUUCUGCCGCUGCGGAGGCUCCAUCGGCUGUCAAUAAUGUAGCAUCACCAUUUAGUUCUCCUGCUCCAACAACCAAAGGAAGACACUUUCUUGUCAUCUGUUGUGAAAACAAAGCCAUAUUUUUGGACUUGGUGACAAUGCGCGGCCGUGAUGUGCCAAAGCAAGAACUGGACAACAAAUCACUUCUCUGUAUGGAAUUCCUUUCUAGAUCUGCUGUUGGUGAUGUUCCUCUUGUAGCUUUUGGUGGAUCAGAUGGUGUUAUUAGAGUACUUUCAAUGAUGACGUGGAAGCUUGUAAGAAGAUACACCGGAGGUCACAAAGGAUCCAUAGCUUGUUUGAUGACAUUUGUGUCUACUUCUGGUGAGGCUCUCCUGGUCUCUGGGGGUAAUGAUGGUUUGCUUGUAGUUUGGAGUGCAGAUCAUGCUCAAGAUUCAAGAGAACUCGUACCCAAGCUCAGUAUAAAGGCACAUGAUGGUGGGGUUGUGGCUGUUGAACUUUCUAGAGUGAUUGGAGCAGCUCCUCAGCUUAUCUCAAUUGGUGCAGAUAAGACAUUAGCUAUAUGGGACACGAUUUCUUUCAAGGAGCUGCGACGCAUUAAACCUGUCUCUAAACUAGCUUGCCAUAGUGUGGCAUCCUGGUGCCACCCUCGUGCUCCAAACCUUGAUAUAUUGACUUGCGUAAAAGAUUCCAAUAUAUGGGCCAUUGAACACCCAACUUACUCUGCUCUCACAAGGCCGUUGUGUGAACUUUCUUCUCUGAUCCCUCCACAUGUGAUCGCUCCCAAUAAGAAAAUUAGGGUAUACUGUAUGGUUGCACAUCCUUUACAGCCUCAUCUGGUUGCUACUGGGACCAACGUCGGUAUUAUUAUCAGUGAAUUUGAUCCCAAAUCUCUUCCAGCUGUAGCUCCCCUACUAACACCAUCAGGAAGUCGAGAGCAUUCUGCUGUGUAUGUUAUUGAAAGGGAACUUAAGCUAAUAAACUUUCAGUUAUCCCAGACAGCAAAUCCAACUCUUGGAAAUAAUGCUUCUUUGAAGGGAGAUUCACUUGAAACGUUACAUGUCAAACAGAUUAAGAAGCACAUUAGUACGCCUGUUCCGCAUGACUCGUAUUCGGUUCUUUCUGUAAGCAGUUCGGGAAAGUAUCUUGCUAUAGUCUGGCCAGAUAUUCCGUACUUCUCUAUUUACAAAGUUAGUGACUGGUCCGUAGUUGAUUCAGGCAGUGCCAGGCUUUUGGCUUGGGACACAUGCCGUGACAGAUUUGCCAUACUGGAAGCGUCAUUGCCUCCUCGAAUUCCUGUAGUUCACAAGGGUAGUUCGUCCAGAAAAGCAAAAGAAGCAGCUGCAGCUGCAGCACAAGCUGCUGCUGCAGCAGCAUCAGCUGCUUCUGCAGCCAAUGUACAAGUUCGUAUUCUGCUGGAUGAUGGCACCUCAAAUAUUUUAAUGAGAUCCAUAGGUGGUCGCACUGACCCGGUCAUUGGAUUGCAUGGAGGGGCACUUCUUGGUGUUGCAUAUCGAACAUCUAGGAGAAUUAGUCCAGUUGCUGCAACCGCUAUUUCAACAAUUCAAUCCAUGCCCCUGUCUGGAUUUGGAGGUGCUGGUGUUUCUUCUUUUUCCACUUAUGAUGAUUUUUCUUCUAAGUCUCCAGCUGAGGCUACACCCCAAAAUUUUCAGCUAUAUAGUUGGGAAACUUUUCAACCUGUUGGUGGUCUACUUCCUCAUCCAGAAUGGACAGCAUGGGAUCAAACGGUUGAGUAUUGCGCUUUUGCAUAUCAGAAAUACAUAGUCAUAUCGUCUUUACGCCCACAAUAUAGAUACCUGGGAGAUGUUGCAAUUCCAAAUGCUACUGGUGCUGUUUGGCAUCGGCGACAGUUGUUUGUUGUCACCCCUACCACCAUCGAGUGCGUUUUUGUGGAUGCUGGGGUCGCAGCAAUUGAUAUCGAAACAAAAAAGAGGAAAGAUGAGAUGAAGCUUAAGGAGGCACAAGCGAAAGCCCUUGUUGAGCAUGGUGAUUUAGCACUAAUUGCAGUCGAUGGUCCUCAAUCUGCUAAUCAAGAAAGAAUAGCAUUGAGGCCCCCAAUGCUACAGGUGGUGCGAUUAGCCUCAUUUCAGCAUGCUCCAUCUGUGCCCCCGUUCUUAACCUUGUCAAAGCUAUCUAGAGUUGAUGGAGAUGAUUCUGGGAUGACAGAAGAAAGAAAGGUUAAUGAGGUGGCUGUUGGUGGUGGAGGGGUCUCAGUUGCAGUUACUCGCUUUCCAAUAGAGCAGAAACGACCUAUAGGACCUCUGGUUGUGGUGGGCGUCAAAGAUGGGGUUCUUUGGCUAAUUGAUAGAUACAUGAGUGCUCAUGCCUUAUCCCUCAGCCACCCUGGUAUCCGCUGCCGCUGCCUUGCUGCUUAUGGAGAUGCUGUUAGUGCUGUGAAAUGGGCAAGUAGACUAGGUAGAGAACAUCAUGAUGAUUUAGCACAGUUUCUGCUAGGGAUGGGUUAUGCUACUGAGGCACUCCAUUUGCCUGGAAUAUCUAAGAGGUUGGAGUUUGAUUUGGCCAUGCAGAGCCGUGAUAUAAAAAGAGCUCUCCAGUGCCUUCUCACAAUGAGCAACAGCAGGGACUUGGGGCAAGAUUCAGGAUUUGAUUUGAAGGACAUUCUAACUGUAACAACUAAGAAAGAGAACAUAUUGGAAGCUGUCCAAGGAAUAGUGAAGUUUACAAAGGAGUUUUUGGAUCUUAUUGAUGCCGCAGAUGCUACUGGACAGAGGGAAAUUGCUCGGGAGGCUCUUAAGAGGUUGGCUGCUGCGGCUUCUGUGAAAGGCGCCUUACAGGGUCAUGAAUUAAGAGGACAAGCUCUUCGGUUAGCCAAUCAUCAAGAGUUGACACGGCUUAGUAAUUUGGUAAAUAAUUUAAUAUCCGUUGGAGCUGGACGCGAAGCAGCAUUCGCAGCUGCAGUUUUGGGAGACAAUGCCCUUAUGGAGAAGGCUUGGCAGGAUACUGGAAUGCUUGCUGAGGCUGUGCUUCAUGCCCAUGCUCAUGGGAGACCAACAUUGAAGAACUUGGUUCAGGCAUGGAAUAAAAUGUUACAAAAGGAGGUUGAGCACACCCCAUUAGAAAAAACAGAUGCAGCAGCAGCAUUUUUGGCUUCUUUGGAGGAACCCAAGCUUACAAGCUUAGCGGACGCUGCCAAGAAACCACCAAUUGAAAUCCUUCCUCCAGGGAUGCCAUCUCUUACAGUUGCUAUGGCUGUUCAAAAGAAACCGCCUCCAGGGGCUCAAAAUUCACUGCAGCAACCAGGCAAGCCACUGUUGUUAGAAGGAGCCCCUGCUGCUACACCAGCCCCUUCAACUGCGCCACAACAAUCCAAAUCAGGUGAAACCACUUCAGACAAUAAACAUCCUGCUUCAUCAACAGACAGCAAUCCAGCUCCAGUUGCUUCUGGAGAAAGUGUCCCAGAAAAUUCUAAGAAUGAUUUGGCACCAUCGGAUGCGCCACCGCAAGCCCCACAAUCUGAUGCAGCCUCUCAAGCACCAGAGUCUGAUGCAGCCUCCCAAGCACCACAAUCUGAUGGAGCCUCCCAAGCACCACAAUCUGAUUCAGCAUCGGAAGCACCACAAUCUGAUGUCCCAUCCCAAGCGCCACAACAUGAUGCCCCAUCCCAAGCGACAGAACCUGAGGCGGCAUCCCAAGCGACACAACCUGAGGCCCCAUCCCAAUCGCCACAACCUGAGGCCUCAUCCCAAGCGCCAGAAAUGGAGACCCCAUCCCAAGCGGCACAACCUGAGACGCCAUCCCAAGUGCCACAACAGGAAGCCCCAGCAUCAGCCGCAGCGCCACAACAAGAGGUCCCAUUCCAAGCGCCACAGUCAGAGACCCCAUCACAAGUGCUACAACCACAGGUCCCAAUCCAGAUGCCACCAUUACAAACCCGACCUCAGGUGCCAGCAGCAAGAUUGCCAAUAAGUGAUGAUUGGCUUAAUUAACUUAUAAAUAGAAACCUGUUGUGUAUCAGAUGACUGCCAGAUAUGUGAUUUUCUCCCAAAGCUCCGUGGCCUUUGUCAUAUAAGG